This is a messenger RNA of Mangifera indica (mango), 1644 nucleotides long. Its product is annotated as cyclin-D4-2-like. The record is from RefSeq and is a predicted model, not a curated record. The transcript has 6 exons. The coding region runs from base 238 to 1290 and encodes 350 amino acids. Gene Ontology annotation, molecular function: cyclin-dependent protein serine/threonine kinase regulator activity. Gene Ontology annotation, cellular component: cyclin-dependent protein kinase holoenzyme complex; cytoplasm; nucleus. Gene Ontology annotation, biological process: regulation of cyclin-dependent protein serine/threonine kinase activity; mitotic cell cycle phase transition. NCBI's taxonomy places the organism in Eukaryota, Viridiplantae, Streptophyta, Magnoliopsida, Sapindales, Anacardiaceae.
CUGUGUUCACUUCAUUGGUUUGUUUACCCUAAAAAAAAAAACAUGUAAAAUUUUCCUACAUAAAGCUUGAUGCCAGCCAGAGCCCACACCGUGUGUCUCUGAAACCUCUCUUUUUGGCCUUUAUUGAGGCGAUGAAAUGAAAUAAUAAUGCUCUUACCCACCAAGCCAUUCCAUUCAUUCAUCACAAACUACUCAUUUUGGUGAGUCUUUUCUUUGUUUUUUUUGAGGCAUCUGAAAAUGGUAGAAAAUCUUGACUUUGCAGACUCAAAUCUUUUGUGCCCUGAGACCACUAGUGAUUUCGAUUGUAGUUCAGUCAUGGUUGAUGACCCCCAUAGCAAUCCAAAUUUCAUUGAAAACUCAAAGUUUAACUAUAUUAGAUCCGAUUUCUUGAUGGGUUUUCCUUUACUGAAUGAUGAGAGUUUUAGAGAAAUGGUUGAGAAAGAGAGAGACUAUAUGCCUAAAGAUGAUUAUCUGGAGAGAUUCCGUAGUGGGGCUCUGGACUUGAGUAUUAGAAAAGAGGCUCUUGAUUGGAUUAUCAAGGCUAGUCAACAUUUCAGAUUUGGACCAUUGAGUGUUUGCCUCUCUAUGAACUACUUCGAUCGUUUCCUAUCAGUUUAUGAACUUCCUAUGGAUAAAAAUUGGACUGUGCAAUUGUUGGCUGUAGCUUGCUUAUCACUGGCAACCAAAAUCGAAGAGACUGAAGUGCCUCAAUUAAUAGAAUUGCAGGUGGGUGAACCCAAGUUUGUGUUUGAAGCUAAAACCAUACAGAGAAUGGAGCUCCUAGUUUUGAGUUCAUUGAAAUGGAGAAUGCAAAGUUUUACUCCAUUUUCCUUCAUUGAUUACUAUCUGAGUAAGAUCAAUGAGGACAAAAAUCUUUCUACAACUUUCUUCUCAAAAUCAUCAGAGCUGAUAUUAAGCAUCAUUAAAGGUGUUGACUUUUUGGAGUUCAGUCCUUCAGAAAUUUCUGCAGCAGUGGCUAUCUCUGUGUCAACAGAUAUGCAACCAAAAGAAAUUGAUAAGGCCAUGUCUGUGUGUUGCUACAUACAUGUAGAAAAGGAAAAAGUGUUGAAAUGUGUUGAACUUAUUGAAGAUUUGUCAUUGAUUAGUGGUGUUGAGACAGAGAUUGUGCCUCAGAGCCCAGAUGGGGUGCUGGAUGCAGCAUGCUUGAGCUAUAAGAGCGAAGAAUUGACAGUUGGGUCAUGUGCAAAUUCUUCACCAAACAUUAUUAUAAUUAGUCCGGAGGUUAAAAGGAGGAGACAAGAUAGACCAUCAAAUUCUCAAGAGGAUUAAAGUGUCGUCACAUUUAAGUUGGUCUCAAGUCCAAUCAAUGUGGUUUUGGUUGAAUGAGAGUUUUGGUGUGGUUUGUGAAGCUGCCCCAGUAGAAACUCAACACACAAGAGAGAGUUAGAAAUAGAGAGUUUUCAAUAAAUCAAUCAAGGUGAAAAUUAGUUUCAAGAGGGUUUAAUUUUCAUGCUUAGAGCAUGAAAAGAAAGCUGUUUAUAGUUGCAAUUAUCAACAGCUAUAGGUUUCAGAAGAGGUUGGUUCACCAAUGUGUUUUGCUUACUAAAAAACAUAAUAUAUAUUUUUAUUGUAGUUCCUAUUUCAUAUAUGAAAAAAGAAAAGGUGAACGCAGAGGGGAAAUAA